CAGCAUGAUGAGGACACCAGGAAAUAAAAUCUCACAUUACGAGAUUCGCUUAUGCAAACAGUCUGUUCUUUGCCCGCGCGGUCAGACAUCGGUCUGUCCCCACCCCUAGAGCAAAAAAGAUGGAUAAUACUGUGGAUGUGGACGAGCAACCAUCCGCUGCUGAAUGUAACAUCAUCAGAGUUACUGUGAAAACACCAAAGGAAAAAGAGGAAAUCGCCAUUCCAGAGAACAGCUCUAUCAAACAGUUUAAGGAGCAGAUAGCCGAGCGGUUCCAGGCACAAACAGAGCAGCUGGUGCUCAUCUUUGCUGGGAAGAUCCUCAAAGAUGCAGAUCUGCUGAGUCACCAAGGCAUCCACAACGGACUGACCGUCCACCUGGUCAUCAAGACCCAGAGCAGGCCUCCGGAGUUGUCUGCCUCUCCUUCCAGCAGCACUGCCUCAGAACAGGCCCAACCGGAAGGCCCUACCUCUGUCCCUGGACCCCCUCCUGUAGGCCCUACCUCUGUCCCUGGACCCUCUCCUGCUUCUUCAGCCACUUCUACCCUCAGCCUGGGAGGUCUGGGGACAGCUGCUGAGGGGUCUGGUCUCUCUGAGCUGCAGAGGCAGCUAAUGUCCAACCCUGAGCUGCUGGCCCAGAUUAUGGACAGCCCCUUGGUCCAGGGCAUGCUGUCCAACCCAGACACGAUGAGACAGCUCAUCAUGGCCAACCCCCAGAUGCAGCAGCUGCUGCAGCGCAACCCCAACAUCUCCCACCUGCUCAACAACCCUGACGUUAUGAGACAGACCCUGGAGAUAGCACGGAACCCGACCAUGAUGCAGGAAAUGUUGCGCAACCAGGACAGGGCACUUAGCAACCUUGAGAGCAUCCCUGGUGGCAACAAUGUCCUCCGCAGGAUGUACACUGAUGUUCAGGGACCCAUGCUCAAUGCUGCUGAUCAGGAACAGAUUGCAGGAAACCCUUUUGCUUCUCUGAUGACCUCGUCGUCAGGGGAAACCCAGUCACCCCGGGUAGAGAACAGAGACCCCCUCCCCAACCCCUGGGUUCCUCCUGCUUCCACAGACACCCUUGUAGGCACCGCCACACCCACCACUUCCCCCACCCAAUCCAGCAAUGGCCCUCAGACCACCCUGCACAACCUGGGAGGUAGAACAUCUAACAGUGCGGGUAUGUUCAAUAGUCCGGGCAUGCAGAGUCUUCUGCAGCAGAUCACUGAGAACGCCACGCUGAUGCACAACAUGCUGUCAGCCCCCUACAUAAGGAGCCUACUCAACAGCCUGAGCCAGAACCCUGACCUUGCAGCACAGAUGAUGCUGAACAACCCACUGUUUUCUGGGAACCCCCAACUGCAGCAGCAAAUGAGACAACAACUCCCAGUGUUCCUCCAACAGAUGCAGAACCCUGAGAUGCUGUCAGCCAUGUUCAACCCCAGGGCCAUGCAGGCGCUGCUGCAGAUCCAACAGGGACUGCAGACCCUUGCCACUGAGGCACCUGGAUUCAUACCUGGGGUUGGACUGGGAGGCGCUGUCUCAGGUCUUAACCCUGCCCCUGGGUUGUCAUCAGACCCCGCCCCUAGUGACCUCAGCAGUGAGUCCCAGGUAGUCACGGAAACGGGUCAGCGGCAACAACAACAAUUUGUGCAUCAGAUGCUAGACGCUCUCGCUAGCACCAAUCAGCAGGCUCAGACUGAAGAGCUGCCGUUCCAGCAGCAGUUGGAGCAGCUGAGUACCAUGGGCUUCCUCAACCCAGAGGCCAACCUGCAGGCCCUCAUCGCUACCGGGGGAGACGUCAACGCUGCCGUAGAACGACUGCUGGGCUCGCAACCCUCGUAACACACACACUUCACAUGUGCACAUACAAUUAACAAAUUCACAUGUGCACACACACAGAGACUCACUUACUCGUACAAUCAUACAUUUGUACAAUCGGAUGCUUGCACAUUGUUCACUCACAGAGACCUACUGAAACAUGAACAUGCAUUCCUGAAUGUCAUUUAUUUUGUGUAUGUAAGCUGCUGAACUGUGAAGUGUUCUGAAUGGCCUUAGUUGGUUCAGGCUCUAGUCUGGAUCAUGCUGGCUUCUGCCACAUUCCUUUAUGCAGUAAAAUACCUACCCUAAGAGUCCUACCCUAAGAGUCCUACCCUAAGAGUCCUACCCUAAGAGUCCUAUCCAAGGCUCUAAGAGUGAAUAUGCUGCUAAUCUCACAUCAAUAUGUAUUUCCCUGCUGCUACCAAGGCCUUAAACUCAAUUCAGGAUGUUAAAAUAACCCCCAAGGGUUCCCUACUGGGGACCCUUGAGAGCAUGUGUAUAGCAGUCUUAAUUCUGUGUAUAUGUAAUGCACUAAAUGCUGUGUGUCCUUUUUGCCACUUCAUUAUGGUAUAGACUAGGGGCGGCCAGAGGGAGGUGCUCAUUUUGGAAGUGGGCUGCUCACUUGACUGUUACAUGGAGCCGGCCUUUUGCUGACAAGCUUGUUAAAUAUCAGUCCCUCAUAUCACGCUUGCCCAGCCUUGGAUAUGAGUGCAAGCUAGUAGCACUGAUAUUAAAUAUUUCCAACCAAUCAAGAAUAAGUGCGCCAGUGGCUUUAUAUUUAUUCCCAUUGAUAAUACAAUGACUCACUAUUAAGCUCUAUGUAGCUCUAUGUGCUUUAUUAACUCUUAACUAAAUGUACUUUUGACUUGCGUGUUAUUUUAUGGUUGUUAUGGUUUAUGUUGUUUUAUUGUCUAAUGUUCAAACCCUUAUGCCAAAACCUCAUAGUAUGUUCUUUAUGUUCCUAGGGUUAGGCCUAUAUAUGGAGGAUGAAGUGUUUUCUUUCUAAACCCCAUCUACUAAACCCCAUCACAUGUUUCAUGUCUUUCCAUAUCAAGUUGAAUUGAGAUGUAUGUAUUAAUUGCACUGCACCACUGACUGGCUAGAGUGCGCCUGGCCUGUGACAAAUACAAUGUGCUCUGUCGACCACUGGAGGGCACUGUUGACUCAACUCUCUUCUGCCUCUUGAGAGAGAAUAUAAAAUUCAGGAGCCAUUGAAAUACUGUACAUGCAAAAACAGGCGCAGGGAUGGAAUCUUAAUAAUAUACCUCAAUGGAUAGAAUAUAAUUAUUAGAGUGCUUAUCAAGCAAUUGUUGAAGUCACCUUCCUAGCACAUUGAUACCAACUGCCUUGGGAAAACACAUAUUUUGGGUUUUAGGAUUUAAUUUGCAUUCAUUCUCCUGUGUGCAGGUUAAUAAAGUGAAAUGGAAAAACAAGA
This is a messenger RNA of Coregonus clupeaformis (lake whitefish), 3240 nucleotides long. Its product is annotated as ubiquilin-1. Bases 120 to 1829 code for a protein of 569 amino acids. Gene Ontology annotation, cellular component: cytosol. Gene Ontology annotation, biological process: ubiquitin-dependent protein catabolic process. Gene Ontology annotation, molecular function: polyubiquitin modification-dependent protein binding. Lineage: Eukaryota; Metazoa; Chordata; Actinopteri; Salmoniformes; Salmonidae. The transcript is spliced from 11 exons. The record is from RefSeq and is a predicted model, not a curated record.